AUGCCCAUUCAAGACGUCGACUCAGGUGUAGCUUCGGAAGAGGAAUUUCAUUCGCUGGCCGAUGUAACGUGUAACUGUGAGCUAUGUCACGCGCGUUUGUACGUAUCUGCAAAACAAAGUAUUGAGGAUGAUUGUUCGUGCUUGUUGGACCAGAAUGACGCGUUCCAUCUGUUGCCAUCGCCUAAAUCAAUCACACCGAACUCACCAAACUACAAUGUGUCUGUUCUCUAUCCUUGGGCCUGCCAAAUGCCCCUGUACGCGGAUAUGACGCCUUUCAGUUGCAAUACAUACGGAAAAUGUGUUUGCCCUCCGGGGACAAAAGUAUUGCCUGACAAUAUGCCUAUUCCCAAUUCCAUGUAUGAUCUUUCCUACCGAUCGACGAUGGGACCAAUACAAUUUGAGCAGGAACUGGAUGCUGGGAACGCGGCUAAUGCUCCGCAAGUUUACAUUUCGAAAGAUUGUGUAUUACAUAUAAGAUUGUCCACAUAUGUUUCUUUCGAACGCUCUGUUUCGGCCUACCGUCUGAUCAACUAUCGUAACAAUUCGGCACUUGCUCUGAAUGAAAGCGGUGAAUACGGUUACGCUUAUCACUAUAACUGUCGUGGUCUGAUCAAUAUGCACCAUGGAAAACUGUCAAUUACAUUUGACAAAGAUCGCCAAGUAUUGCUUCGUAGUGAAAAACCAAGUUUUGUAAAAAAAGAAAUGGAAUUCUACCGGCUUACAUCUCAUCAUUGGACAGCUUGUCGACCGGUUUCCAUGGACACGUUUGAUCGUGAUCGUACCCCGGAAAUACUGAAAAAGACCGGUGUGGAAAAAUCGGUGGAUGAGGCCAGACUGCGUGAACUUGUCAAUUCGUCAGCUGUGCAUAAAGAGGGUUGUGGUCUAGUCAGUGAUGCCAAAAUCGAACAAAAAGUCAAUGGGGAUGUCGUUUUGAGUUGGUUUUAUGAAGACCGGGCAAACUCGCUAAUAGUAUCCCCGUUGUCUGGGAGUUUCAGUCUUUCAACAAAAAACUUGGAGAUAAUGGCCACACCGAAAGCAGAUAUCUAUAUCGCGUUUGCGGACUUUUUUGUUCAUGUUGGGAAUCAACAAAUGACUGUGAGCAGUGGCGCAGUAGCUGGACGAUGCAAUUACGCAAAAAGUCAUCCGUGUUUGCUUAAACUGACAAGCACAGUGACGGAAAAUCAAGCGGUGGAUAUUCAUCAGUACUGUGCGUACUCACAAUCUAUGGGAUCAAAUAAUCCGCUCACGGCCAAUCCGCAUCAUCAUCGGCGUCCGACUCCGGUGGUUACAUCCACCCCAAACGCGACUACCGGUGUGCCCACAAAUACCACAUCAAACAUGACCGGCACCGCAUCAGGCCAGGCUGCAGUGGCCGCAAAUAUGACCUUAUCGCCCAGUAGCCAAUCGUCUUCCACGGAUAAUUCGGUGGACAAGAAAGAGGAACAGAUAAAAGCUGGGGAAGGAGAUACAAAGUUUGCUGAGAACUCCCAGCGAGCUGAAAUACCGAAUAGAAACACAAAGGACUAA
Messenger RNA from Echinostoma caproni, 1527 nucleotides. Lineage: Eukaryota; Metazoa; Platyhelminthes; Trematoda; Plagiorchiida; Echinostomatidae. The record is from the annotation of a GenBank genome assembly.